This is a messenger RNA of Rotaria sp. Silwood1, 1620 nucleotides long. The record is from the annotation of a GenBank genome assembly. Lineage: Eukaryota; Metazoa; Rotifera; Eurotatoria; Philodinida; Philodinidae.
AUGCAUUUAUCACAAUCAAACAUCUCCAGUCGUCUUAUUUCAUUAUGUGUCUCAGAUACAUUAGCUAUCGAUAAUGGUUUAUGGUUAGCUGAACAUGUAUCUACAUUUAUCAAUCUUCGUCAUUUAUCUUUAAUCGACAUUAAACGUUCUUCUUUUGAAUUGAUUCUUAACUCAUUGUCACCUAUUAAUUCUCUCAUCGUGUUUAGUGUAUGCUUUUCAAUUGAUGAUGAUCGUUCUACUUAUACGUUUAUAGGUGUACCUGAAGGUGCAUAUUAUGAACGAAUUUUUCACAUAUUUCCUUCAUUACGUGUAUGUCAUCUGCUUUUCCGGCCAUACAUACUUUCUACUCUAGACAGUGAACUUAUUCUACCACCUGACAGAACUUUUAUGCCUGUUCAAAUCGGUCUUUUAAAUUUACAAUCACUUACACUUUAUUGCUCACCAAGCUUUCUGUCACAUUUAUUUGAACAUCUCCCACAAUUGCAACAACUCACCUAUACACGAACUGAUCCUUGGCUACCUAAAAACCAUCCACUAAGACAUAGUGAUUACAAUCGAAUCACUCCCAUUAAUAAACGUCUUGCUCCAAAUCUAUACUGCCUAACAAUAAAAUGGUUUACUUCUAUAAUGAAUCCAGAAUCGAUUAAUGAAUUAUUUGAACGUGAUCUUUUAUUUUCAUUAAUGAACUUCAGAUUAUUAGCACAAGUGGCUGGUCUCCAUGUUCUUCAUAAUUUACAAUUCAUGCUUUCCAGUCAAUGUUUAUAUUCGUUUGAUAUUACAUGGUCUGUUAAAACCGUUGUGUCAAUAUCGGAAACAAGCAAAAUUUUAUUCGACACAUUUCAACAGCUCAAAGGACCAGUGCCAAUUGAAUUAGAACUAUCUUUUUUAAAAGACAUGUAUGAUAUUAGAGCUUUAACAGUACCAAGAAUGGAUAAACGGUUAUAUGUCUAUACAUAUCUACAUAAAAAUAUUGUGCAUGGACGAACUCUAUGGUCAGAUAAUAGAUUUGUCUUCAACAAUCAAUUGCUUCGCUGUAAUAAGAUUAUUAUGAGUCAAGAUUAUGAUCGAAUGAACGAUGAAUUUCUUUCUUUUUCACCAUCCAUAGUUCCUUGGCAUCACGUUACAUCACUUACUAUUGCUGAACCAUUUAAUCGAAAUCAUCUUCAUCUUCUCUUUUCGCAAGCGACGAAUCUACGUACUCUAGAACUGCAUUAUAGAUUAGAAUUUGAUAGUAAAAUUGGUUUAAAAGAGGAAACUUUAAUCGAUCUCCUUAGCGAUAGUUCUUUAUGUAACAUGCUCAUGUCAAAUGGUUUACGACAACUCAAUCUUUUUACUGUUUGGAAACAAUCAAAUUUGUUAAACAUUGCUUAUUCAAUUGUCGAGCGACUAUCUCAUUUGCAAGUCAUAGAACUACAUGGUAUUGUUUGUGAAAUUAUGGAAGUGGCACAUAUACUUAUCAAUGGUCUUUCAAAAUUAAGUUUUCUCACUCUUGAUGGUGAAUUACAACGUGGUAAACUUUAUGAUAAAAGAUUGCGUGAUCUGCAGAAUUCAAAUACUCGUUCUUUUCGAACGGAAGUUCCUAAUACAAGAGAUGGAAAUAUACUUUUCGUAUGGCUAUAA